Molecule: messenger RNA, 1468 nt
Organism: Dreissena polymorpha
Lineage: Eukaryota; Metazoa; Mollusca; Bivalvia; Myida; Dreissenidae
Product: tenascin-X-like
Exons: 9
Coding region: 98-1075 (325 amino acids)
Source: RefSeq, a predicted model, not a curated record
UUCGCUUUAUAUUAAGGCGCCUGCUAUCACUGUAGACAGUGUGUAGGGACAUGCAAACCCAGUGAGGAUACAUUUAAUUGUGAGGCAGUUUGCCAACAUGACUGCCCUAGGAUAUAUCUUUACCAUCGUUGUGGUUUUGGCCCUUGUAGGGUCCGCAUUUUCAGCGGCCGGUGACUUGGAAGGGACGUGUGUUAAUGAUGCAGCGUGUACAGGGACCCCAAAUGCGGGAAAGUGCACUGAUACGAACACUGAUGGGACCGUUGAUACAUGCAAGUGUAGUACAGGGUACUUAGCAAACACUGGCAACACAGCUUGUAUAGCUAAUGGUGCCUUGGGUGGAACGUGUGCAACAGCCGCCGAUUGCACGGGUACCGCGAACGCUGAUGCUUGCACGACCCUCAAAUGCGCGUGUAAAACCGGCUAUACUGCAAACACCGCUGGAACAGCCUGUAUUGCUAAUGGUGCCUUGGGUGGAACGUGUGCAACAGCCGCCGAUUGCACGGGGACCACGAACGCUGAUGCUUGCACGACCCUAAAGUGCGCGUGUAAAACCGGCUAUUCUGCAAACACCGCUGGAACAGCGUGUAUAGCUAAUGGUGCAUUGGGUGGAACGUGUGCAACAGCCGCCGAUUGCACGGGUACCGCGAACGCUGAUGCUUGCACGACCCUCAAAUGCGCGUGUAAAACUGGCUAUACUGCAAACACCGCUGGAACAGCGUGUAUUGCUAAUGGUGCCUUGGGUGGAACGUGCGCAACAGCCGCCGAUUGCACGGGGACAACGAACGCUGAUGCUUGCACGACCCUCAAGUGCGCGUGUAAAACCGGCUAUACUGCAAACACCGAAGGGACAGUCUGUAUAGUUGACGGUGCCCUCGGAGGAAAGUGCACCGUAUCAAGCGACUGUUCCAAGACAACUAAUGCCAACACCUGCACUUCCGCCAAAUGUGUGUGCGACACAGGAUUCUCCGCGAAACCAUCUCAAACUGAAUGUUUGGCCGGAAAUACAGGUUCCGUUUCCAUGACAUCGACAUGGAUACUUGUAAUCGCCUAUGUGCCUGUAGCUAUAUAUCUAUAGAGUACGCACAUGCUCUUGCGAACAAGUAAAUGUGGAAAGGUCCAUAUGGACAAAAGGCGAGAAGUUAUUUGUGCUGUAACUGUAUGCAGAUUUUUAUUUGUGUGUGUUUAAAAAAUCCACGGUGAUGCUGCCUUUUACAUAUUACCAUUCUUAGAGGAUAUAUUGUAAUUGGGUAGAAAUGAAUCGUGGUGGGCUUCUUUGUAUAUAUUUCAACACAAACAACAUGUUAUUACAUUCAAAAACGCAAACAAUACACGUUUAAUCGACGAGUUCAUGAUGAUUGCAAAUUUUAAAGAACAAUUUUGUCUUUAUAGAUCCAGCCAAAUCACAAACAUAAACUAAAAUGUACUGAUUAUAUAUAACAUAUAUAUUAGAAAUAAAGAAACAACUUUC